AUGAUACAAUUCUUUAUUCCUUUGUUGGUUUCGUGUGGAUCACUUUGUUCAUUGGCAACCACUAUCGGACCUCAACAACAGAAUAACAGCAGCUUGAAAAAUUCAUGUGGGGUAAGUCAUAGUAGUUAGGAAAAAGUGUAAAAGAGCUAAGGCGCGUAGAAACAAAUCAAUUUCGUUUAAAUCGUACUGGAGUAUUGCUUGUAGGGAACUUCAUUUCUUUAUAUCAGGAUUGUACACAAGGCAAAAUUUAAUCCAUUACUUUCUUUGGAGCAUCUAAGUUUCUCUUUAAGUGAGGGCUCAGAUCUUGCAGUUAGGCGCACGAGAAGCCAUUACCAGGAUCACAGAGGAAUUUUUUUCGGCACAAGUCUGGGAUAGCAGGGUGGCUAAUUACAAAAGUGUCUCUUUUCCCAGUAUUACCCUACCUUGAUAUUGGGUUUCUAUCUAACCGCGCUGGCUGGGUUGUCAUGUUACUGAUGUAAUNCAUUGGCAACCACUAUCGGACCUCAACAACAGAAUAACAGCAGCUUGAAAAAUUCAUGUGGGGUAAGUCAUAGUAGUUAGGAAAAAGUGUAAAAGAGCUAAGGCGCGUAGAAACAAAUCAAUUUCGUUUAAAUCGUACUGGAGUAUUGCUUGUAGGGAACUUCAUUUCUUUAUAUCAGGAUUGUACACAAGGCAAAAUUUAAUCCAUUACUUUCUUUGGAGCAUCUAAGUUUCUCUUUAAGUGAGGGCUCAGAUCUUGCAGUUAGGCGCACGAGAAGCCAUUACCAGGAUCACAGAGGAAUUUUUUUCGGCACAAGUCUGGGAUAGCAGGGUGGCUAAUUACAAAAGUGUCUCUUUUCCCAGUAUUACCCUACCUUGAUAUUGGGUUUCUAUCUAACCGCGCUGGCUGGGUUGUCAUGUUACUGAUGUAAUCAGCAAUUAACGUGCAGCGAUCGUGGUAAAGCAAGCACUCCAGAUUCUAAAAACCGAGCCAUCCUGACUCAUGCUGAUCUGUCCCUAUAAACAGUGAAUGCAAGCGGAGGAAAAUAAGUCGGGCGUUUCAAUAAUUCCCUUCAAGAGUAAAACAGUAGGGAAGGUAAAGGUAUUAUAAAAAUGCUCUCCCUUGAAAGAAGUAGUGGAAAUUUAUUUCUAGGUUUCCCGCAAGAACGAUAGCUAGGCUAGGAGCAAAUCUAGGUUAGCUUGCGAUAUAAUCCACGUAAACCUUACCUUUCAUUUUGGUGUUAAUAUUCAGCGAACAACAUUUUUAUGUCGGUACCUUCAUUAGCCGCGAAACUCCUGCUUUAACUGCUUUAUUAUACUUCUAAAAUUGUCCGAUUCGUAUUUGAUUUUGUGGAAUUUAAAGGGACAGGUUCACGGUUAAGAGCAUGCUCAUUAUUAAAUUCCCGGAUUAAAUUACGUUUUUCCAAUUUAUUAUUAAUUCUAUCGGUUAAUAAUCCCACUCAUACGUAUCUCAGCGAUCUCAGAGUGUAUUUCAAAGUAACCUGAAGUAGGAUGGAGGAGUACCAAAAUCGCAGAAAAGUCAAUGGAUUAUGCCAACACUACCAACGUUGAAUUCAUUGUUGACGCGACGGUUUUAUCUCAUGGUUGAUUAAUUUACAGCUAUUUGCAAUUAUUUAAGUUGAUCAAGUGCAGGUGUCUGUCAGGGGAGUAUGCAGAUUGGUUCUUUGACAACAUUAUGACAUGAUCACAUUGCUUGCAUAGACGAUACAGCACGUCCCGACAACCAAACAGCAUUUUGAUAAAUGAGCAUGCGCUGAACCGUGAACCUGUCCCUUUAACCGACGCUUUUUUUCCUUGUUUUUCUUUGUUCUUUAUAGAAAUUCAUAAAACGACGUGGCUUUCCAGGUAUUCCAGGAUCAAAUGGUAUGCCAGGAAUGCCUGGUAUGCCUGGAAUGCCAGGGCCGCAAGGUCCACAGGGAAAAGAAGGAGCAAAAGGUCAGACUGGUGACAAGGGAGCGAAAGGUUUUAUGGGAUCAAAAGGAGAGAGAGGCCACGAAGGACUUCACGGGAAGAGUGGCCCGCCAGGAAUUAUGGGAAUGAAAGGAGAGCCGGGAUCUGUUGGAGCUGCAGGAAAGAAAGGAGACAAAGGACAGAAAGGAGAACGUGUGGACUGUAGUUUCGCUGGUCCCGUGCCACAAACUAACUGGAAACAAUGCGUGUGGAAAACAGGCGAUUUAACCGAUGAUGGGAAAAUAAAGGUAAGAGAUAAGGACUUUAAACCCUUUAAACCCUAAAAUGAAAAUUCAGAUUCUCAUUUCUCAUUUCGCUAUACGUUUCCUAUAGAAGUAGUAGGGAGAAGAUAUUGAAGUAUCAAUUAGAUUCACCUUCUUUGAUCACUUCUUUAAUUCUCAUGACCAUUCUAUUUUACAAGGCAGUAAAAUUACAUAGGGAAAAUUUAUGCACAUCACACUUUUAAGGGCUUUUAAGCCUUUCAAAAGGGUUAGCUAAAGCCUAUUCCUGUCUGUAACCACGUGACAAGGCAGCCCUUUUGGUUGUGUGUUGGUGGUCAAUACAAUAGAAUUUUUUCUCGAAGAAGUUACAUGAAAAUAGGGUUUAGUUCCCAGUUUGUUCUUAACCCUGUCUCACCAUCAACUUGGCCGCCGUGAUGUCACGUGUAAACCAGCAAUAAGUAAGAUACCUCACGUUGUAUGAAUUCAAAGUGAAGUUCUUUGUUUAUUUUUGGUCCAGGAAUGCUCGUUUACAAAGCUGCAUUGUGAUUCAGCACUCAAAGUCUCAUUCCAGGGAAACACGAGAGUCAAUGGCGCUGGCAACAAAUGUAAUAGGUGGUACUUCAAGUUCAAUAAUGAGGAAUGCAGUGGACCAAUGACAAUUGAGGCUGUCGUUUACAGUAAAUGGCCAUCCGGAAAACCGAAUCUGCUGCAUCACCGAUCAUUUGAGGGCUACUGUGAGAAUAUUCCACGGGGAGAAGUAACAGUGGAAUUGUGGGUAGGCCAAUGUGAUGGUGGCUAUACCUUGGGUGAAGCUACUACUGGCUGGAAUUCAGUGUCCCGGAUAAUGAUUGAAGAAGUACCCAGGCCCCAGUCUUAA
Molecule: messenger RNA, 3048 nt
Organism: Porites evermanni
Lineage: Eukaryota; Metazoa; Cnidaria; Anthozoa; Scleractinia; Poritidae
Source: the annotation of a GenBank genome assembly